Molecule: messenger RNA, 2608 nt
Organism: Magallana angulata
Lineage: Eukaryota; Metazoa; Mollusca; Bivalvia; Ostreida; Ostreidae
Exons: 2
Coding region: 6-1712 (568 amino acids)
Molecular function (GO): zinc ion binding
Source: RefSeq, a predicted model, not a curated record
AUUUGAUGAAAGCAGAGCGACAACAUACAAUUAUCACAAGACAAAUCAUGGAUCCCCGUACUAGUGCCCAGGAUGUGCACCGAUGUGACCUUUGUGAGACCGCCAUAGUACACAGCUACUGUGACUUUUGUCAUGUCAACCUUUGUAUGUCAUGUAUAGGCAAACACAUCUCAGAUGGAUAUGACAAACAUAAAAUUGUCCCAUUCCAAGAACGAAGAUCAACCCUCGUUUAUCCAAAAUGUAGGACACAUCCACAAAAAAAUUGCGAUUUGCUGUGCAAGAAUUGCGACAACGUAUUUGUUUGUUCCUCUUGUACUGCCUCUGAACAACACAGGGAACAUUUAUUUGUAGAUGUUACAGAGGUUUACAAGACAAAGAAAAACAAUAUCGAAAAAGACACAGAGGAAUUAAAAAAUCUUAUUUCUCCUAAAUAUAAAGAAAUUGCAAUGGACUUGGAAAAUCAGCUUGCCAACCUGGAUGGAGGAUAUGAGAAACUUACAACAACAAUGUCUAAACAAGGAGAGCAGUGGCACAGAGAAAUCGACAUCGUUAUCAACAAAAUGAAAACUGAUAUCAGCGACAUUAAAGAGAAACACAAAGACAUUUUACAGAAACAUUUGGAUGAAAUCAAACAGAUACAGUCUCUGAUAAAACAAACAUUACUUGCCUUAAAAGAAAUUGAGAAAUCUACUGCAGUAGCUCCUACCAUUGAAUACAACUCAAAGAUCAGAGAAUUUAGCAAACUUCCACCCAAGCUUCAAGUAAAACUGCCAACAUACAUUCCAAAACCGAUAGACAGGGAGAAGCUUUAUAGUUUGUUUGGACAGAUCACCCCAUUAUCAACUGCUACAAAAGAAAAUGUCUUGUCACAGAACCAACCCAACACUUUAGUCAGAGAACUACUGGAUGAGCCAGAGCUUGUUGCCACAAUACAGACUGGGUAUAAAGAACUACUCGGUGUUACCUGUCUAGAUGAAGACGGUGUAUGGACGCAUGGAUUCACCAAAAAAAUCAAAUGCUUUAACAUUAAUGGUUCACUUCUCCAAACAAUCGGGACAAAAUCAGGAAAAAGGCCCAAUGACAUAGUUGUAAACAGUGAUGGGGAUUUACUGUACUCUGACUGGAAAACUAGGACAGUGAACAAAGUAAAGAAUGGACAGAUAGAAGAGUUGAUCAGAUUACAGGGAUGGGCGCCCUUUAAUCUGUGUGUCACCUCUACUGGUGAUCUCCUAGUUACUAUGUACAGUAAUGAUAAAACUCAAUCCAAAGUUGUCCGUUACUCAGGAUCUACAGAGAAACAAACAAUUCAGUUUGAUGAUGAAGGUAAACCUCUGUACUCGGGGAAUAGUUAUGAGAAAUAUAUCACAGAGAACAGAAACCAUGACAUCUGUGUAACUGACCAUGAGGCUGGUGCAGUUGUCGUGGUUUAUCAGGACGGGAAACUCAGAUGGAGAUACACUGUUCAUCCCUCAGCUACCAAGAACAAACCAUUUAAUCCCUAUGGUAUUACAACAGACAGUCAGAGUCGCAUCCUGACAGCAGACAUUUACAACCAUUGUAUCCACAUUCUGGAUCAGAAUGGACAGUUUCUCCGUUACAUUGAUAAUUGUGGUCUGGAGGCUCCUUUUGGUUUAUGUGUGGACAAUAAUGACAAUCUGUUUGUGUGCGAGUAUUACAAAGGCAAUGUAAAAAAAAUCAAAUUUUUAAGAUAGACACCAAAUUGGUGACUUAUAAAGAUAAAGCAGAAACCAUUUUCGUUAUUUUGGCUUUUUUUUAAAACUUAUUAAAGAUAUAUUAAAAAGGUAGUUAAAAUCCAGUCAUUUUUUCCUCAUUCAUUAUAUUACAUAUUAUAUACGUGAUUUAAUACAUGAUUGUUGAGUAAGUUGAGUUUUUAUUUGUUUUAAAAUGAUUUUUUUUUUCAACUAAAUGUCCAAGAUAUUGCAUUUGAUAAAGCAAUGCUUCCUUAUAAGACAUAAAAUGACGCCCCAUUUUCUAUUGGUAAAGUCAACAUAUAUUGUUUCUAAAUUUUCAAGUUAGAUUUUAAAAAACAAAUUCAAUAUCAAGUUCCCCAAUACCUGAGAUGUACAGAGUAACAAUUCGUAAUUUUCAAUAUUUUCAAUGCAUAAGAUUUUUAUGAUAAAAUAAUACUACAUUUAUAAAUAGAGUUCUUAGUGUUCUAUUGUUACAUGUGUUUUAUUAGAUUUUCACAUUAAAUGACAAAUACGAAAUUGAAAAGUAUUUACAUGUCACAAUGAUUUAUAACCUUUUACAAAAUAAUAGUUAAAUAUACAAAAAACACCUGGUCCAAUCAAAAUAUAUUUAAAUAUAUGUUAUUGUACUUGUGAGAUAAAGUAAGGAGAAUAGAACAUAUGAAAAUUCACAUAAUGCCCUGUACUUUGAACAACUUUCUAGAGGAAAACGGCCAUCACCUCCGUCUGUGUUUCCUGGACGCUGGUUCACUUAGUCGUUUCCUCUUCCUGUUUUCAAAGUCACCAGAAAUCUCUCUAUCCAAGAAAGACAAAAAAUCAUAAUCAUUCAACCUAACUCCUAGGUUAAGGUAGAAUAACAUACAUUGAAAAAGUCAUUCAAAUUAACAGUAUAUUAUUUG